Molecule: messenger RNA, 447 nt
Organism: Trichomonas vaginalis G3
Lineage: Eukaryota; Parabasalia; Trichomonadida; Trichomonadidae
Product: ubiquitin-like family
Exons: 1
Coding region: 1-447 (148 amino acids)
Molecular function (GO): protein binding
Source: RefSeq, a predicted model, not a curated record
AUGAAAUAUUACGUGGUGCGUAUAGCACCAUUUCAUGAUUUUUACGUUCCAUAUCAAAACCCAAUGACUGUAUGGGAUGUGAAAGACGAAAUGGGCAAACAGCUCGAAUGCCAAACAGGUAAAAUGAUUUUAAUUUAUAAUGGGAAAUUAAUGCAAAAUAUGGACUUAGUUUCUAACUAUGGAGCAAAAUCAGGAUCAAUACUGUUUCUUGUUGUUUCUGGAAUAAACAGAAAUAAAAUCCUUGCUCCAAAACGUGCUUUAUUGGAAAUUAUUACUUUAGCAACUAAUUUAGAAACAAUGGAAUAUGGUAUAUUUAGGGAAGCAAUGAAAACAAUCAGAAGCGAAAUUGAUUCACCAAAAAUAAUGGCAUUAUCCAUGGUUUACCCAACAAUCAAGCCCACAAUUGAAAGAGUUCAUGACAGACUGAAAAUGUUUAUCAACCCUUAG